AUGUCUGCCUCACCACCCCAACCAACCUCGACGAAACGUCCUCUAGAGGAGGCUUCCUCACCGUCUCGUGCCACAGACCAGCCCGACGCGAAGCGCCCAGCACUGGACAAGGUCAUCAAGAACGAUGAAGAGGCGGAGGCUAGCGAGUCCACCAUUGAUGUCGCCGACAAGAAUGGAGAUGAGGAUGGCAGCAAGUCAGAUCAGCCCGAUGUCCCUGUAACAGACGGAGGCAGCGACAUAAAGGCCGCUGAUACAUCCAAUGCCACGGCAUCGAGCGACAAUGCAGCAAAUUCUGCAGCUGCCCACGACGAGACAUCUUGGAUUCACAUUCGAGCCGUCAUCUCGAGUCCGGAAGCUGCCACAAUCAUUGGUAAAGGCGGCGAGAACGUGUCUAACAUUAGGAAAAUGUCGAAUGCGAAAUGCACCGUCAGCGAUUAUCAAAAGGGUGCUGUUGAGCGGAUCCUGACAGUCAGCGGAAUAGUAGACGCUGUUGCCAAGGCUUUUGGCUUGAUUAUUCGCACGCUGAACAAUGAGCCGCUUGGUGAGGCUUCCACCGCUUCUUCCAAGACGUAUCCUUUGCGUCUUCUGAUCCCUCACAUUCUUAUUGGCUCCAUCAUUGGUAAGGGUGGCGCCAGGAUCCGUGAGAUCCAGGAAGCUUCGGGUGCCCGGCUCAAUGCCUCUGACUCCUGCCUCCCCAUGUCGAGCGAGCGAUCCCUGGUUGUGAUGGGCGUCGCAGAUGCCGUCCACAUCGCCACGUACUACGUUGGAAGCACGCUUCUGGAGCAGCUCAACGAACGCUUCGGUGGCCCAGCCGCUUCCGCGUAUGCCACUCGUAGCGGUGCCCCGGCAGGUUCCAUCCCUGGCGGCAUGCAAGUCGUCCCUUACUCGCCUCAGCCAGCUUCUGGUCAUUAUGGACGACCAGAGAACUACGGCCGCCACCAGGAUCGGCGGGCUCACAACAUGGCUCCGGCCGCUUACCCUCCGCAUUACCCGCAUAAUGCUGCCCCUCCCAAUCCCGCCAUGCCCAUGUAUGGAGGUCAACAAGCCGCCUACGGGGGUGCUCCUCACGCCCCGCAGCAUAUGCCUCCUCAUGUUGGUCCCCAGCCUCACGGCGGCCCUCAGGGACAGCCCAUGCAGCAUGGCAUGCCUGGCGGCCCUCUCACGCAGCAAAUCUACAUUCCCAACGACAUGGUCGGCGCUAUCAUUGGCAAGGGUGGCCAGAAGAUUAACGAAAUUCGACAGAUCAGUGGUAGUGUCAUCAAGAUCAAUGAACCCCAAGACAACAGCAACGAGCGACUGGUCACCAUCACCGGCACCGAGGAGUGCAACCGUAUGGCCUUGUACAUGCUCUACUCAAGACUCGAAUCGGAGAAGCACCGAGUAUGA
Metarhizium album ARSEF 1941 is the source of this 1386-nucleotide messenger RNA. RefSeq names its product PCBP-like protein. The coding region runs from base 1 to 1386 and encodes 461 amino acids. NCBI's taxonomy places the organism in Eukaryota, Fungi, Ascomycota, Sordariomycetes, Hypocreales, Clavicipitaceae. Gene Ontology annotation, molecular function: mRNA binding. Gene Ontology annotation, biological process: regulation of RNA metabolic process; regulation of gene expression. The transcript has 3 exons. The record is from RefSeq and is a predicted model, not a curated record. Gene Ontology annotation, cellular component: cytoplasm; nucleus.